Trichobilharzia regenti is the source of this 2166-nucleotide messenger RNA. Lineage: Eukaryota; Metazoa; Platyhelminthes; Trematoda; Strigeidida; Schistosomatidae. The record is from the annotation of a GenBank genome assembly.
AUGUACCUUUUAUCUAGCUCAAUUGGUACACGAAAGUAUUGUUCAUUCCGACACAUGUGGAUACUGGAACCUCAAAUAAAUAAACUGAUCGGACGAAAUCUUGCGGGAAAUAGCAGCAGUUCUUAUGCUAUAUCUAAUGGUAUUUCGUAUCCAGAUAACAAAAGCCCAGAUUCUGAAUCCAUUUCGGCUUUUAGAUCAGAUAUUUGGUCAAGCAAUACCACGUCAUUGUUUUCGAGAAUAGAUCUUGGAUGUCCAGUCUGUCAGCAUGAAUUUUGUUUCAGUUUAUUACUGUGUGCCACUGAGAAAGCACAAAAUCACUUACUGGAAAACACUGAGAAAGUUAUUCGUGACUUGCACACUAGACUUCAUGCUGUUUCAUUGGAGUGUACUGUUUUGAGAUCAGAACUUGAAGUAAUCCAUAAAGCAUUUACUUCAAAAUGUGAAGCACUGAAAAUAUUAACCUUAAAUGAUUCUCAGUCAUCUGGAAAAAGCAAUGAAUUGCUAAAUGCUGUCUACGCUUCAAAUGUUGAACUAAAAAAGGAUAAUGAAAGACUGAAAAUAGAGCUUGAAUUAAGCAAGGGUGAAUUGCUGUCACAGCAUCAAUCAUCUGAAGCGAAAAUCCAACAGCUGCAAAUGGAAAAUGAAAAUCUCGUUAGACAGCUAGAAAAUUUACAACUGAAAACCAAACAACUAUUAGAAGAGAACAUUCAUCUUUUAAGAAAAAACAUGGAUCUAAGCUGCACAUCCUCAUGUGACAGACCAACUAAAGAAUCAUUUGACAAUACAAGGUCAGAUAUGGUCACUGAAAUUUAUCUGAACGAAAACUUUCUACAAAAAUUAACAGAUCAAGAAGCUCCUCUUACAUCGGAAACGGCACUGUAUUCACUGGAGAAUCAGCUCAAGCCAUACGAUAGUGUAAAACAAGUUUACAGAAUAAUAAAACCAACCAUGAAAAGCGCUCCAGUCCCUCAGUACAGAUUUCCAUCAUUUUUCAGCCGCCUACGUUCAUCUGGAUCAGAGAAAGUGGAAGUUAAUCGAUGUCGAAAACUACGCAAAUCGUCUUACACUGAGAAAGACAGCCAGUGUGACCUUAUUUCAUCUCCUUACCGAAAUCCUUGUAUUAAAGAAAUCCCUAUCUCCUUGAAAUGUAUGUGUGAGAAAAAAUCUGAAGUACCCUGCACAUGUGCGCGAACCGCUAUUGGUAUCCAGCGACAGCUUAUACGGUGUAGAUCCGAGUUGUCUAGAAUGAGAAAAAGACUGGAAGAACUAGAGAUAAGUGAAGAUGCUCAUCGACAUGCAUUGAAAGAACAAUAUGAGAAAAAUAUAAAUAUGUCUCUUCACCUAGCUGGUAUUCUGCCUUAUACGCCCAUCGAUCUAAUAAAAUCUCCGAAUUGCGUACUGCCUGCAUCAGUAUGUGAAAAUUCAUCCAGAAUAUCUCCAGUCAAUAUAGAAGAUCAUUCAAUAGUCCCUAAAUAUUCAUCAACAGAAUCCCUCAAUAAUCUAUUAACAUGGUUUCAUAAAAUUUUAAAUACAACUUCAACGUCAAUGAAAAAUUUAUCCUUACCAUCUAGUAGCAGUCUACCAUUUGAUCAAAAUAAAGAUGAUUCUAAUUGUUCAGAAUACACAUAUCCUAAAGAUGAAUUACAAGAACAAGAGCAGGCUAAAGCCAAUACAAGUAAUUCACUAAAUGAAUGUUAUGCAUACGACUAUGAAAAAAUUCCAAAUUUUGAUAAACUUAAUAAAUCGUAUAAUGGCCCACAAAAUGGUCAAAUUUCUUUGGCUACAAAACGAAAAAUCAAAAAAACAAGUAGUAGAAACACAAAAACUCCGGCAUCAUUUCAAUCAAUAGAUAUUAACAACCAUGAUAAAUUGAAUAGUGAACCAGCGUGUGUACAACAGCUGAAUAAUGGAUCAACAUUACAAAAUCCUAUCGUUUAUCAGCGUAAAACUUCCAGAUCAUCUUCUAGACAUGCUGACCGACUGAAGUCAAGAUGUCGAUCAGUGGAUCACACAAUUAUGCUCCAAAUAUCUAAAGAUAAAAAUAUUAAUGCUGCAUUACCAGAAUAUCCUUUACCUCUGGUGGUGAAUGAUCCUACAAGCUUAACUCUCCAACAAAAAUUGGUAUGUGAUAAGCGCACUCGUCGCUCAUCUUCAGCUCUUUUAUGA